This is a messenger RNA of Schistocerca nitens (vagrant locust), 1725 nucleotides long. RefSeq names its product dynein regulatory complex subunit 4 (gene Gas8). The record is from RefSeq and is a predicted model, not a curated record. The coding region runs from base 270 to 1685 and encodes 471 amino acids. Gene Ontology annotation, molecular function: microtubule binding; small GTPase binding. Gene Ontology annotation, biological process: cell motility. Gene Ontology annotation, cellular component: motile cilium; microtubule; Golgi apparatus. The transcript is spliced from 11 exons. NCBI's taxonomy places the organism in Eukaryota, Metazoa, Arthropoda, Insecta, Orthoptera, Acrididae.
UGUAAACAGGUGGGUGUCUCUCACUUCCAAGUACGUGAAUGCAUUUAAUCGGCAGAAUACACAUUUAUUUUGCACGGAGUUGUGUAUCCAACAGCAUCAAGAAGUAGCUGGAAUAAUGGAAUCAGUAGUUAUGAGCUUUCGGAUGGUCCUCAAAAUGUGCUUCUGCUGACUGUUCUAAUGUAAUGUGCACCAUUGACAAUAGCAGAGACUUAGAUGUAGUCUGAAGAGUUGAUUCACCAACGUUUCUCAUCAUCUGAAAAGAUCUAAAUAUGCCUCCAAAAAAGAAAGGUGGAGGUAAAGGUGGCAAGAAAGAUGGGGGAGGUUACAUUGUGGACGGUGUGUCAACAACUGAGAUGACACAUGAACAACUACAAGAAUUUGCUCAGAGACUGAAGGAAGAAAUUGACAGAGAGCGAGAAGAAAGAAAUUAUUUCCAGCUUGAACGUGAUAAGUUACAGACAUUUUGGGAGAUAACUCGUCAACAGUUAGAAGAAACCCGUGCAGAAUUAAGAAAUAAGGAUCGAGAAAUUGAAGAAGCUGAGGAGAAGCAUCAGACUGAAAUAAAAAUUUACAAACAAAAAGUUAAACAUCUUCUUUAUGAACACCAGAAUAAUUUGGCAGAAUACAAGGCAGAGAGCAUGGUUUCUCUCAGGAUGGCACAAGAUGAUUAUACUGAUCAAGAAAUGGAGUUAUUGGCAGACAAGAAAGACUUGAAGAGCCGUCUCAGGGAUCAGGAACUGGCACAUCAAGAAGAAAUGAGAAAUGUCAAACUGGAGCACAGUGAAGCACUUAGUAAGGCAAGAGAAAAAUUUGAGUCAGAAGCUCGAGAAAUAGAAGCAAAGUAUGAAAGAAAACUUGUUACCCAACGGAAUGAUAUAUGCAUGAAGUAUGACAUGGAACUCAAAGAGCUGGAAGAAAGAAAAAACAAACACAUUACUGAACUUAUGAAAAAUCAUGAGAAAGCAUUCUCUGAAAUAAAGAGCUAUUACAAUGAUAUUACCUUAAAUAAUUUGACACUUAUAGCAAGCCUUAAGGAACAAAUGGAGGAAACAAAGGAACAUGAAGACCGUAUGGAAAAAGAGCUACGUGAACUUAAAAAUGAAAACAAAAGAUUAGUGCAACCUUUUGAAGAGGCUCAAGCUACUGUUGCAGAUCUGACACGAAAAAUGCAGACCUGUGAAAAGGACAAAGAAUCUUUAAUGAUUUGCAAAACACGUUUAAAAAUGUGCCUUAAGGAGUUAGAAGAUCUCAAGUGGGAGAAUGAAGUACUCAAGCUUCGAUUUGAUAAGCUGCAACAUGAAAGAGAUGAAAUACACCAUCGCUUCGUCACUGCGAUAAUGGAACUGCAACAGAAAACAGGCUUAAAGAAUGUUUUACUGGAGAAGAAAUUGUCGGCGAUUACUGGCAUGCUGGAGCAGAAGGAAGCUGAGUUGGGCGAGAUUCUGUCAGCUGCAAAUCUGGAUCCUACCACUGUCGGCGCCAUCAACAAGAAAUUCGAGGAGCUGCUGAAGCGGAAGAACUCUAAGAUCCAAGACCUGCAGUACGAGCUGUCGCGGGUGUGCAAGGCACACGACGACCUGCUGGAGACGUACGAGGGCAAGCUGCGCAAGUACGGCAUCCCGACGGAGGAGUUGGGCUUUACGCCGCUGCGCGCCACCCGGCAGCGCCACCAGGUCGCCGCCUGACGUGGAGACGCGGAGCCUAUCUGUGUUUACCUUACCUCUC